CUACAGAAACGAUUCGAAAUGAACAAGUGGUUAGCUUGUAUUCCACUCUUUCUUGUGUUCCAUUCUCCACUGAUAAGAAUGAUGAAUUCUCUAUUCUUUUAAAUGAUUUUUGAUAAAUAUUAUUUUCAAAAGCAGGCGCUGUCAAGUUCAGGGAUGCUGGAAUGAAGAUAACUGAAGCAGUAACUACGAGUCUGUGACCACUGUGCUGGGAUAACUACGGUGGAUUUGGAAACGACGCAUACCGGCAUACGACACUUGAAAGUUUUUUUUUAAACGUGUCUAGAUCUCGCUCUGGAUUAGUUAUCAUAAGGCACGCAUCUGGAUGAGGUGUUAUGAAGAGCGCCUAUUUGCAAUUACACAUAGCCACAACGAAGGCACAGGCGAAGUGCAACAUAACAUCACCGGUGAUGCGUGCCGUAUGUUCCGGAAGUGUUUGCAUGGACUAUGUUCUUUGUGGCGGAUAUGGAAAUUGAGUCGCUGUUUUAUUACUCAAUAUAAAAUUUAUGGUUCCUGCGUAUCAUGCUUCCUCCAUAACAAUGGCGGAAUUACCAUGGAAAAACUUUGUAUGGGCAUGGGGUGAUGUGCCGUUUAUAAUUCUUCUAUUUGCGAUAAAGUUAUCGCUGCUGGAGUGCUCACAUGAUUCGAACAUAACAGGAGACGUUUUGAGGACAUUUUCUUUGGAAAAUGGCUCUGACUUCCGUCAGAUAUUGUACGAUCCCGUUUUGGCAACGAAUAUUUUACAUGUUGGAGGCCGUGAAGCCCUGUACAAACUGCGAGCCGACAAUCUAGAUAUCAUCAAUUUAAUUCCAUGGGAAGCCAAUGAAACCGAUCGAGAAAACUGUAGAAUAAAAGGCUAUGCCGAUCAAGAGGGAUGCCUUAAUUAUGUCACUGUGUUGCUCAAAAGUGGCGAUGGAAAUAAGUUAUUUGUUUGUGGAAACAAUGCAUUUAAUCCGGUCUGCACUUGGCGAAAGGCCGACGACUUGAAUCAAGAAUUAUCGCGGGAAGAUGGUGCGCUUUCCGCACUUAUGAGUCCAUUUCCCGCUAAUGUGUCAAUAGCCACAUAUACAGCGAGAAGUGGCGAUCUCUACUUUGGAAGCCGGUUUGCUUGGAAUGGCUUAGACCCGGGAUUUCAUCGCUACUCGCCGCAGUCUGCAGUGCCUAUAAUAAGGACACCAAAAAACAGCGCUUUAUGGGUGGACGACGCAUACUUUGUGGAGAUAUUUGAGAAAGGACCGUUUGCGUAUGUGUUUUUUCGUGAGACCGCUCGGGAAUUUUUCAGUAAAUCCAACGAAAAGAAGCCGGUUUACAGUCGUAUUGCACGAGUGUGCCAGAACGAUAUAGGAACCUCAAAAGUUACCGGUGUGCAGUGGACAACGUUCCAGAAAGCGCGAAUCGAAUGCCCACUACGUUUUGGAAGUUCCUUUGAUCGGUCGGCGAGUAAUGACGAUUCGUUCGACCAAGUACAACAGAUUGCCAUUCUGAAUGACAAUGCCGAACAGCUUGUUACUCCAAGAACCGUCUUCGCCGGCAUUUUCAACACGCCUGGCCACAGCCUUUUUGGGGCUGCCCUCUGCGUCUACGAGAUGCGAACUAUUGAGCGGGUUUUCGACGGAAGUUACCAGGAGCAGCCUAAUACUGCUUCGAUGUGGCAGAAACUCGAUACGCCUGAAUACCGAAACUUCAACUGUUCAGUGCGGAAGGACAGUCAAGGCAGAAAUGUGACGGUGCUUGAUCUGAAAUUUGCAAGUGACCCUCGGUUAAUGUUUGAAAGCGUUGGACCAGGAAUUGGGCCACUGUUUGACAAGCCAGUUGUCAUCGAGGAAAUGACGCAGUUCCAUUUUUUACAAGCGGAACGCAUUUCCAUAGGGAAUGAUCACUUUGUCUAUGUCUUCUACGUAAUAACGAGCCAUAAAGAUAUCCGCAAAUAUGUUCUUGAUCCGGCGGAUACCCGUUCCGGGCGAGCCUGUAUCGUGGCAGCAUGGACCAGUUUAUUUAAGCCACUUGAGAGCAUUUUAACGAUGAAGCUGUUAACGAAGCAGCAAGCGCUGAUUAUUGGGACAUCUCAACGGGUUAUUCGGUUGAGUAACCACGCUUGUUAUGAGCACUCUAACGAAAGAUCCUGUAUUGACUCGGGUGAUCCACACUGCGGCUGGGAUAGUCUUCGCCAGAUGUGUCGAGCUCAACCGGAAGGUGACAAGCAACACAACACCGGAUGGACGCGUUCCCGUCUGGACAAUUGUCACAGUAAUACGAUCUUUCCGGCAUGGGACGAGCAGGCGUGGUAUCCGUGUAAAGAGGAUGGCAGUCAUGAAUCGUGUCAGUGCCGGUCAAGAAAAUGCAUCGGCAGUCAGUGUCAUGCAAGACAAUUCCAAAUGACCAAUUGUACGCGGCACGGUGGAUGGACAGAUUAUUCUUCUUGGAGUGAAUGUUCACGGGCCAACCGCUGCCAGCAAAACCGUACCCGCAGUUGUACAAAGCCUCUACCACAAUUUGGCGGUAACGACUGCGAAGGCAGUGCACUGGACAGCAGAUCGUGCGAUGUGGGCGAAUGCGAGGCAAAAGCCGAUCUGCGCAUGGCUGUACCAUUGGCGGCGCCGGUGAUGUCGGGGGCGCGAUUUCAGGAUUGGGGUCCGUGGAGCGAAUGUUCACGCUCUUGUGGACGGGGAACGCAGCGGCGUACACGAUCCUGUAUGUUAGGGUCACCCACGGGGAAGUGCGAUGGACCCCAGGUGGAAAGCAAAGACUGCAACGUGGAAGACUGUCCACCCAUGACAAAGAUUGGUAGCUGGUCCAUAUGGAUUAGUGAUCCUCACAAAGGAUCGGCCGAAGCGUUUGAUGAACACAGAUUUCAGUGUGUGGCGAUUAUGAAUGGAACCGAACUGGAAGUUAAUUUGAAGCAUAACAAACGAGAAUGUCCAAAUGCCCGAGCGUGUCACACUGGCCGUGUAUACGAUGCCCGUGUGGAAGCUUCCUGGAGCCCCUGGAUGGAGUGCAACCAUAUCGGAGUACAGGAGCGUUUUUAUGAUUGUAAAGGUGCUGAACAACGUCCUUGUCCAGCAUUUGAACAACAAGCCACCGAGGACACUUCAUGGGGAUGCUGGUCCGAUUGGUCACCGUGCACGAAUAACGAACAGUCCAGACAUCGGAUCUGCAUAAAAGAUAGCAAGGCGUGUCGCCAUGGGGAAUCGACAGUUGAGGCCAGAGUGUGCAAAUUGUAUGAUGAGAACAAUAUAGAGACUGCCAGCUCCAUCAACCAAGCCGCUGCUUACGGCUCCCUGGGUUAUACGGGAUAUUUGAUUGUCGGAUGCGUUCUAUCAUUCCUGGCUGGUACCAUUUUAACACUUUCGAUUGUCACAUAUCGCCAAAAGCGGAAAAGUAAUCCGCACAACGAAGCCCCGCAGUAUCCCAUGGCGCCCUACAUGGAGCGGCAACCAGUCCAGCUGAAUACGUAUGCCAUCCCGCCGGGCCAUCACAUACCGAACGGGGAGAGCAAAGAUCAUGACACUGACCAUGACGACUACCCGGAAACGCAGGCCUUCGUCCCGAGCGAACCGGUCACGCCGAAAAACUUUGAACGGGGAGCACCCAUGAAAGCGUCUUUCAGGGGUGACAAUUUUGGCGGGAAGCCGGCGGCACAACGGCAGUUUUCCACAAGCCAGAAAAGCGAUCAGUAUUUUGCGUGAAGUAUUGUACGAAGAUGAGCACAGCAUAAGGUGAUGGGCAUACUACAGUGUAACGCUGGUGUGGAUGUGGUUAUGAACUGAUGCUCAGAUGCAGAUUGUGAUUGUUACGGCAGUUUAGCUGGUUUUAGACUAACGUGUCCUUGGACUUGUCUGUCUUUCAUGCACCGCGGGAUGCUGAGCUGGAUUUGCUGUAGAGGUAUUCUCGGAAAGUUUCGGUUGAGUUUUUGUAUUUAUGAAAUCUUUCUUUGUUGUGGCUCGUUGAAUUUUGUUUGGCUUUGUUGUACAAAUCAAAUUAUUGAAGUGAGAAAUUGA
This is a messenger RNA of Paramacrobiotus metropolitanus, 3995 nucleotides long. Its product is annotated as semaphorin-5B-like. NCBI's taxonomy places the organism in Eukaryota, Metazoa, Tardigrada, Eutardigrada, Parachela, Macrobiotidae. Gene Ontology annotation, biological process: positive regulation of cell migration; semaphorin-plexin signaling pathway; neural crest cell migration. The record is from RefSeq and is a predicted model, not a curated record. The transcript is spliced from 15 exons. The coding region runs from base 504 to 3683 and encodes 1059 amino acids. Gene Ontology annotation, molecular function: semaphorin receptor binding; chemorepellent activity.